GCAGCACUACGACGCCUGUCACGCGGUACAGUCACGCGCACCUCUCGCGAACUCUCGAAUCGAACGCUAGCUGCACUCGCGCGUACCGAGCACGCGGCGAAAAUAGUGAGCUCGUGGCCGGGAACGGCUCGUGGCCGGUGCACACCUGUGACGAGCGGCGCGAUGGUGCCCGCGCUGCUGGUGCUGGCGCUGGCGGCGCUGGCGCCCGCGGCCGCGCGCCGGCACGCGCCUGACCUGCGCGAGGACGAGCCCGCGCGUCGCGCCACCCGCCCCGCCGAAUGUCAAUUCGGGAAACAAGCGAAGGAGCUCGGCUCCACGUGGUUCGCAGACCUGGGCCCGCCCUUCGGCGUUAUGUACUGCAUCAAAUGUGAGUGUAUGCCGGUGCAAAAGAAGCGACGGGUGGUGGCAAAAGUCCAUUGCCGGAACAUCAAGAACGAGUGUCCCGAACCCUCUUGCGACAACCCUGUGCUCAUGCCUGGACGAUGCUGCAAGAUGUGCCCUGGGGAUACCAGCUCGCCCGAUGUCCUGCAAGAUGAUAGUCCGACUGCUGUAGUUAUUACCAAUACCGACGAGGAAGAACUUAGUAUGAAACAUUUCGGCGCUUUGCUAACCGGUCGUUCGCCGCUGUGCAUCAGGCGCGACGACAUGACAGGCGUGCCCGUAGCACCAGGUGUGGCCACAGCGCGAUUCACGUUCCGCCGCAGACAUCUCUACUGGUCCGCUAUUCUGGGACCCACAAUGGCUCAACCUAGAGCGCUCGCGUUUCUUGACAGAGGUGGAAGACUAUUACUUGAACAACCUUUGAAAAAAGCCCCUGGGAUUCACGCUACUUACGAAGAGAAAACCGAUAAGUUAUGCGGCGUCUGGCGCCGAGUGCCUCGGGAAUAUAAGCGGUUGUUAAGAGAAGGCUCUCUGUACGUCGCACUGAUAUGGGGUGAUGAGAAGAACAACUCGAUGGAUAGCGCUUUGAUUGGCCGCAUUAAUAGAUAUCCAGCCUUAUCUUCAGAGAUGUUCACGUCUUUGUUAGAGCCAGAACAUCCUCCGGAUUCUUUUGGUAUUGGCGCUUGUGAUGACUUCCGUGUGCCUGGGCAAGAAGAGGGGUGGUGGGGAGGAACCGUUGUAGUUACGGGAGCCGCAGGUGCAGCUCCAAGUUUGUAUUUGGCGUUGGUGUACAACGGAAUUUUUGGACCGAAUGCAAGAGACCAGGCUGUGAGGGUUUUGUUGACGUUACCUGAAAAGAAUCAGACUAUUAUCGAUGAGGUUCAAAAAGUUCCCAAACCCGGUUACGAACUUAAUGUCCUCGAAGUCUCGACGCCAGUAUCGGCUGCUGAGCUACGUUCUCUGGUACGCGGCCGUCUACUCCUUGCAGUCGAAGCUGUGGGAACUCCUGAAAGAAGAAUAAUUGGUUCGGUGGGACAGAGAGCUGCCUGUGAAGUAUUCCAUACACCUUUGUUAGCGGAAAGGGCACCAGCAUCUCCACCUCCCGAAGGGUUGGCUAUGGUUUAUAUUGAUAAGGAAGGAUCGCUUGUUUAUGACAUCCAGGUAGACAACUUAGGAAUAACCGAUCCGAAAAUAACUUUGGUAGAGGAGCAAGGAAAACGUCACUCUCAAGUGGAAAUUCUGGAUACGAGAAUGGGUGUUCUAGCCAGACCAAGUGCUCGAAUCUUUCCGCCACUGUAUGAUGAGCAGUUAACAGUCCAUAUUGGUGGUGACGCUGGACCUCCAAUACUCCGCGGGCGGCUCACUUCAAGACCAUUGCCUGACGCUGCAGGUUCUGGGCCGGCGUUACUGAGACGAACCGACGCGCGAGUUCCAGCCACUGCUACUCCAGUAGCCGGUUUAGCUUGGCUAUCUGUUGACGCUCUAUGUGGACUGCAUUACGAGGUGGUAGUAUCUGGUAUGACAAGCGCGUGGACACCCUGGUUAGAAACCCAUACAGGCAGUGGUGGAGGGUCUCGAAACCUUGCCGGCGCUGAGGGUUGUGUACUGGAGCCAACUCCUGGAGAACUUGCGGCUCUUCAUGCCGGCGCGGCGUACCUUGACUUACGUCCAGCUGAUAACAAUGACACGCAAUUGAUGCGUACGCGAUUACCACAGAUAAGUGUACCUCCCGCGUGUCUGCCAACAGUGCUAUGGUUUGACAAUGCAUUGAACGCCAACCAUGCACCAACGCAAGUGAACUCAUCACCGCCUGACAACUCACUGUCCUACUCUGCUUCCUGUAACUACGCUGGAAGGCUUUACGAAGAUGGCGCUCAAUGGAUGGCUUCUGAGUCUUGUCAUAUGUGCGGAUGCUUCCAUGGUUUGGUGCGUUGCGAGCCUAUGCGAUGUCCGCCCAUCAGCUGUGCUGUGCCCAUCAUACAGCCUCUGGGACAAUGUUGCCCUAUUUGUACCAAUUCAACAACUGCAGUCUGGAAUGAGUCCCACGGUUGUCAUCUCGCUGGUCAGUAUCACGCUCCAGGAUCCUCGUGGCAUCCAUAUCUUGUGCCAGGAGGAUUCGACACUUGCGCCAUUUGCACGUGCGAGUUUCCAACAAGACAAGUGAAGUGCCCUAGAAUACGAUGCCCACCGUUGAAAUGUGCUGAUAAAGAUGCUUACAGACCUGAUAAGAAAUCUUGUUGCAAAGUUUGCCCAGAGGUAAAAUCGAAAAAGCCGGAAGAAGAAACUCCAAAAGAUCAAGCAGCGCCGCGAACCGCUGAAGAGAUUCUUGCCGAAGGAGGGUGCAAAUUCCCAGACGGGCCAUUGCCCAAUGGGAAGGAAGUCCACCCUUCAAUACAUUCGCAUGGCGAGCAGCGCUGCGUGACCUGCCGCUGCAAGGAUGGAGAAGUAACAUGUGUACGGAAACGUUGUGGUCGUGCAGCAUGCGUGCGCCGACGGCGAGGCGACGCGUGCUGCGCGUGCACUCGCCACCGCCGGCAGCGCGCGCACCCGCACACGCACCCGCCCAGCUGAGCGGCGCGCCGAACCGCCCGUCUUUACCGCAGUACGGAGGGAGCAGUACACGCACUAUUCAGCCGCGUUACUCAACAAUUCGGUAUUAUAGAGAGCCCGGACUUGCUUUGUCCGGUGCAUAAUUACGCGGGCUCGCAGGUAACUUUCCAAUCUGCGUAAGACUGCACGACAGCACUAUGUUCGAGUGAGGCGUUUGCGAUGUUAUGCGUCUACUGCUCCCGAUCCUACUUUGCGUCUACCCCAGACUGCUCGUAGGCUAAGUGAGUGAACGCUUCGCUCUAUAGACUGAUAUAUUUUUAUGUACUCGUGCGAUUCGAAUGUGUCUAGUUUAAGUCGGUGGAGAGCGGCGGUCGGCCGCGCGGUGACGGAGUCGAUCGACGGUGUAGCUUUACUGCUGGCGCGACUUGCGACUUUAUAUAAAAUUUAAACGAACCUGUCGGGCUAGCACGACAGGCCGCGUCGUGCGACAGAGCGACAUGAAGCGCGACAUACUACUAUUCUAUAUGUUAUGUCGCACUCGCGCAAGUCGUGCCCUGUCGUGCCAGCCCUACUGUCUGUGACAUUAUCAGCAAUUUACUGUUUCAUACCACGCGCACUAAAUAGUAAAGAAAAAGAAAAUUUUUUAGAACAAAUUAAAACGAUAUUAUACUCAGUCCGCGCCAGCUUAUUAUUGUGUAUUAUUGUACGGCGUUGAAUAUACUUACCCACCGGUAUUGUAAUUGGUAUUAUUUGAUGUCCCGAAAAUUGUAAUACGCGCAUUAUAUAUGAACAUUAACCAACAUUGCCCCAUAUCGAUCCUAACGUACAAUUGGCAUUUAUAUAAAUUUUGAUACCAAGUUAACAGAGACUACCUAUAUUGAAUUGGAACUGUUCUUUUUCAAAGCAUAAUAAUGAAUGUAUAAAUAUAUACCCUAUAGUAAUUUUUUAAAGUUUCAUUAGCAUUCUCUGUUAAGUUGUCAAGUACAUUUUAGACCAGGUUAAAAGGCGAUAUUGGGGAUCCAACCGAUUGUUUAGUAUUAGUCAAGUAAGGCUCGAUCGUUCGGAUGGGAACGGUAAGCGAGCGCGGUCGAUAACGUUAAAGAUGUGCCAUAUAUUCUUAAUUGUAAAUAUAAAUUAUUAAUUUUCCUUUAUGUGCAUAUUUAUUUACGACUUUUAAUGUAUAUGAUUCGGGAUCACCGCAUGUUAGAUAUCACGUCGAACCAUCACAAAAUAUCGUUUGUAUUGAUCGCCUUGUUUGUGCAUUUGCUUUAGUUUUUUAUCUAUUUAGUAACUACAUAAACCCUAUAUAAAUUCAAUUGGAUAUAUACCUGAAUAAGUUAGAACAAAUUAGGACAUCGCGUUUUGAUGUUGAUUAUUCAGGAUAUAUUUUGUUGAAUGCCAUUGACACCUACAACAAUCGGUAUAUUGCCAACAUCUUUAUAAUCAGCUGCGUAUUGUCGUGUAGUUAAUGAAUUUAUGUAGGUACGUAAGUCCGAGGGCAAUAGAAUUGUCUUCAAUUGUAAAUAAUUAAUAGUUCGUAAUAUUCGCUCUAGUUAACACAUACAUUUUAACAUUGUAUACUAUUUUAUACUGAAACGGAUUGUACCGUUGUGAGUAAGCGUAGUUGAUAUGAAUUACGCGACUAGUUUUGUUUAAUUACUAGGAUGUCGGCUUUAUAGUUACGUAAUUAAGAAAGCUAGUCCAAAUGUUUCGAUGUGAUGGAAAUGAAUGCCAUGUAGGUAGAGAGAUACGUGUGUCUGUUAAAUAAAACUUUUUAUUUAGUCUGAUUGUUUAAGCUAUUCCGCGCCUUAGGCGCGACUUAGAGCGCGGGAAGAGAGAUUUAUUUUAUAUAAGAUAUAUUUAUUUUCCCUCAGCUCUAUCAUAGGCAUUACUAAAGCGUAGCAGAGAAGAGCUAUCCAUCGAAGAACUGUGUGUGGGUAAUUUUCAAGAUAGCUUUCACUACCUGAUUUCAAAGCUAAUUUUUAUUAUUUCAAUAUUCUACAAUAUUAUACUGACGGUCUCCGUGGUCGGAUGGCUUGCACACUGGUUUUCAAAGUGUCACUAUUUCUAAGGUCCCGGGCUCGAUUCCCCGCAGGGUCAAUGUCGAAAAAAACAAACUUUCCUACAUUGUCCCAUGUUGCCUUUUCAACUUAUGUCUCAGAGUGAUGGGCGCAGACGCAGUGCACCUCAGAUCUUUGGCACUGCAACUGCUAUAGACAGGCGUGUCGUUUACC
Hyposmocoma kahamanoa is the source of this 5165-nucleotide messenger RNA. RefSeq names its product dorsal-ventral patterning protein Sog (gene sog). The transcript has 16 exons. NCBI's taxonomy places the organism in Eukaryota, Metazoa, Arthropoda, Insecta, Lepidoptera, Cosmopterigidae. Gene Ontology annotation, biological process: multicellular organism development. Bases 163 to 2952 code for a protein of 929 amino acids. Gene Ontology annotation, molecular function: protein binding. The record is from RefSeq and is a predicted model, not a curated record.